Pollicipes pollicipes is the source of this 1440-nucleotide messenger RNA. Its product is annotated as ubiquitin-conjugating enzyme E2 Q2. The transcript has 8 exons. Bases 151 to 1332 code for a protein of 393 amino acids. Lineage: Eukaryota; Metazoa; Arthropoda; Thecostraca; Pollicipedomorpha; Pollicipedidae. The record is from RefSeq and is a predicted model, not a curated record.
UAUUGUCUGGCGAGGACAGCGACGUCCUGUGUUGGGGGUAGUGCGGUGUGGCCGUAAUUUACGGCGCCUGUCCGGUGAUUAGGUGAAUUUAGGCCACUUUCAUAUUGGCCCUGUUCACAUUUUUCACCGCAGGCAUAAGAGGGACUAGGAAUGGCUUGCUUGCUCACUUUGAAGGCAGAAAUAAAGACUCUCGAACAUGUGUUUCCGAAAACUCACGAGAGGUUCCAGGUGCUAAGUGCCAGUGUAGAUGAACUUACGUGCCGUGUCAUUGGAAGGCAUGGAAAGAAGCAUGAUAUUCAUGCCCAUAUCACGGAGACGUACUCGCGGACGCCACCGGUCUGGUUCGCCGACACGGAGGACCCUGUGAUAACCAACGCCCUGCACACGCUCUCGACAACGUCCGGGGCCGACAAUCACAUCCUGUCGCAGACGAAGCUGCUGCUGGAGCUGGUGUGCCCGGCGCUGGGCGUGUCGACGCCGCCCGACCUGGAGCGGCUGCUGCGCGUCACAUUCGCCCAGUUCUCCCAGAGCGGCCGGCUCCGGCACGGCUCGCCCAGCAGCGCCGACGCCGCCGCCGCCUCCGCCGACGACGGCUUCGACGAGGACGACGACGAGGAGGAGGAGGACGAGGACGAGGACGAUCUGGAGCCCGAUGAGGAUAUGGACGAGAUGCACAUAGAGAUGGAGGAGCCCACCGCCGGCGAUAAGGACCCGGACAAGGAGCUGUGUCCGGAGCACCAGCUGGCGCUGGAGCGUCUGCGACAGCACCACUCACGGGAGCUGACGCGCGGGCCCACCACCGGCGGCAGCGUGCAGGCCACAGACCGGCUGAUGAAGGAGCUGCGCGAUAUCUACAGAUCGGACAGCUUUAAGAGCGGCUCGUUCAAGGUGGACCUGCAGAACGACAGUCUGUACGACUGGAACGUCAAGAUCUACAAGGUGGACCCGGACUCGCACUUAUACAGCGACCUGCGCCAGCUCAAGGACAAGGAGGGCAUCGACCACAUCCUGCUGAACCUGGUGUUCGAGGACAACUACCCGUUCGAGCCUCCGUUCGUGCGCGUCGUGUAUCCGGUGAUGCAGAACGGCUACGUGCUGCUGGGAGGCGCACUCUGCAUGGAGCUGCUGACCAAGCAGGGCUGGACGUCGGCCUACACGGUGGAGGCCAUCAUCAUGCAGAUCACCGCCACCCUGGUCAAAGGCAAGGCGCGCAUCAACCAGGGCGCCUACAAGGGACAGUACAGCCUAUCCAGAGCCAAGCAGUCUUUCAAGUCCUUAGUUCAGAUCCACGAGAAGAACGGCUGGUUCACGCCCCCCAAGGCGGACGGCUAACGGGGCGGCGGCCGGUCCCGCCCGCGGACCCGGCGAGAUCUCCUCCGUGGCGGCCCGCCCGCGCCCGGCCGCGCCGCCUCGUCCGGCGCCGGCGCGCUGACCUCAUUA